Molecule: messenger RNA, 3040 nt
Organism: Brassicogethes aeneus
Lineage: Eukaryota; Metazoa; Arthropoda; Insecta; Coleoptera; Nitidulidae
Source: the annotation of a GenBank genome assembly
AUUGACAGUCAGCGGGUGACGCGUUUUCGUCAAAUAUUCCAAUAUUUUGGUUACAAAUAGAUAAAUGCGUUCUAGUGAUGUGUCCUAUUUAAAUCGCAGUGCAUACUACGACUAACUUAAAUUUACGCUCAAAAAAUGCGUAAAAAUGGUUCUUGAGUGAUCAUGGAAAAAUACCCUUUGAAGAGAACAGGACUAUCGUCUCCACAUAAUUCGCCUACUUAUCAGGCAGUAAACAAAAAGCUUCUAAAAUCAAUAAACUAUAGGAAAUUGGUCUAGACAGGGGAAAGGUGUGCUUAAAAGAUUAAAAAAGAGCUGGCAGUGUUACUUUAAACUUGUAGUCCAUUGAAGAUAUGUUAGACGAAUACAAAAUGGACUCAGGCGAAGAAAAUGAGCCUUUGAUGCAAUAUACGAACGGUUCAAGAGCCACGUACACAGCAAAUGACGAUAUGAUUGAUAUUUCCACAUCCGGGUCUGGGACAGCUGGGGGAGACAGGAGCGCCAGGCUGGGUGAGGAUGAAGAUGGACUGUCACAUUAUUCAGUUGCAUUUGGUGGAGGAGUACAAGAAAGUGCCGACAUCCCCGGCAUCGGGCAGUACGACGACUUCCACACGAUCGACUGGCAGCGCGACAUCGCGCGCGACCGCAUGCGCCAUCGCUACAUCGUCAAACGCAAGCAGGACUCGAUAUGGAACCUGCUGGAGGGCGCGCACGACGCCUGGUCUGGCUGGCUGUGCGUGCUGGCCGUCGGCCUGGUGACCGGCGCGGUCGCCGGCGUCAUCGACAUCGGCGCCAGCUGGAUGACCGACCUCAAGUUCGGCAUCUGCCCGCAAGCGUUCUGGCUGAACCAGGAGCAGUGCUGCUGGUCCUUCAACGAUUUCGAUACCGGCAACUGCACUCAGUGGUUAACAUGGGCCCAAGUCUUGGGUACAUCCAAAACGGGAGCAGGAGGGUACAUAAUUUCCUACCUAUUCUACGUGGUAUGGGCUCUCCUUUUUGCUGCCCUUUCUGCAAGUUUGGUGAGAAUGUUUGCUCCAUAUGCUUGCGGGUCUGGUAUUCCCGAGAUAAAAACAAUUCUCAGCGGAUUUAUCAUAAGAGGCUAUCUGGGCAAAUGGACGUUGAUAAUCAAAAGUGUUGGUUUGAUACUGUCCGUAUCGGCAGGCCUUAGUCUUGGAAAGGAAGGUCCCAUGGUACAUAUUGCCUGCGCUAUCGGCAACAUACUAUCGUACCUGUUCCCAAAAUACGGCAGAAACGAAGCUAAAAAACGCGAAAUCCUGUCAGCUUCGGCAGCUGCGGGUGUUUCCGUAGCCUUCGGAGCGCCUAUAGGUGGCGUUCUUUUCAGUUUGGAGGAGGUCAGCUAUUAUUUCCCCUUGAAAACGCUGUGGAGAUCGUUUUUUUGCGCCCUUAUAGCCGCUUUCAUCCUACGCUCAAUAAACCCCUUCGGAAACGAACACUCUGUAUUGUUUUACGUGGAGUAUAACAAACCGUGGAUAUUUUUCGAGCUUAUACCGUUUAUCGGUCUAGGAAUUAUAGGGGGUGUCAUUGCCACAAUAUUUAUUAAAGCCAAUCUGUACUGGUGUAGAUACAGAAAAUUCUCGAAAUUGGGGCAAUACCCAGUCACUGAAGUACUUGUAGUAACUGCUCUUACAGCAGUUAUUGCUUACCCAAAUCCUUACACAAGAAUGAACACUAGUCAACUAAUUUAUUUGCUGUUCAGUCAGUGCAGUAUCUCAAACUCUGAUAAUCUAUGCGAUUACAACCGUAACUUUACCGACGUAAAAUCCGCUAUAGACAUAGCGCCGGCGGGUCCCGGAGUGUACGAGGCCAUCUGGCAGCUAAUGCUGGCGCUCGUCGUGAAACUGGUGAUGACCAUCUUCACCUUCGGCAUGAAAGUGCCCUGCGGCCUUUUCAUACCCAGCCUGUGCCUGGGCGCCAUCACCGGCCGCAUCGUAGGCAUCGGCAUGGAGCAGUUAGCCUACAACUACCCCAAAAUGUGGUUCUUCAGCGGGGAAUGCUCCACGAGCGACGACUGCAUCACUCCGGGUCUUUAUGCCAUGGUGGGGGCAGCGGCGGUGCUGGGGGGCGUGACCAGGAUGACCGUCUCCCUGGUCGUCAUCAUGUUCGAGUUGACCGGCGGUGUGCGGUACAUAGUGCCGCUCAUGGCGGCCGCUAUGGCCAGCAAGUGGGUGGGAGAUGCCCUCGGCAGACAGGGCAUCUACGACGCCCACAUAGCCCUCAACGGCUACCCCUUUUUGGACUCGAAAGACGAGUUCCAGCACACGUCGCUUGCGGCCGACGUUAUGCAGCCAAAGAGAAACGAAACUUUAAGCGUCAUAACGCAAGAUUCCAUGACUGUGGAUGACAUUGAAGCUUUACUAAAAGACACAGAACAUAAUGGUUACCCCGUGGUGGUUUCGAGAGAGUCGCAAUACCUGGUGGGAUUUGUAUUAAGAAAAGAAGUUAAUUUAGCCAUAGCAAACGCAAAACGAAUGGUGGACGGCAUCUGCGGGCAAUCGCUCGUAAUUUUCACCAGCGGCAACCCGCCCCAGACCCUGGGACCGCCGCCACUGAAGCUGAAGAAAAUCUUGGACAUGGCGCCCAUCACCAUCACGGACCAAACGCCGAUGGAGACCGUGGUCGACAUGUUCAGAAAGUUGGGGCUGCGGCAGACGUUGGUCACUCAUAACGGCCGACUAUUGGGCGUAAUAACCAAAAAAGAUGUGCUGAGGCAUAUCAAACAAAUGGACAAUGAAGACCCAAACUCAGUUCUUUUUAACUAAUUUUUUUGUUUAUAUUUUGUAUAAUAUAGCUUACUUUGUAUAUUAUUUACCUUAUACAUACGUACAUUCAUUAUUACACUUAAUAUAAUAAUAUUUAUUUUUAACGUUGUAGCUGCGUUUUAACGUGUUAAGUCUUCCCCCUGAGAUUAAUUUCAAAUUAAUUAGUUUUAAGCAAAACCCUGAAUUAAGAUUGUAUAUUUUAUUUUUUAAUUAAUGCUCAGAUCACUAUAAUAAUAAAGAUUUUUAUAAGUACAAUAUGUUAA